AAAUGUAGUGAGUAAAAUGAGAAUUUAGUAGGGCAGAGAAGAGGCAGAGAUGAACAGAGAGAUAGAGAGGGAAGAGCAUUAUGAAAAAGAAAAAAGAGAGAGAAAGAUAUAAAGAGAGAGAGAUAGCCCUCACUUUGGAGGAGUGGUCUUCUCUCUCAUCUAAAGGAUUUCGAGCUGAAUUCACCAUCACACUCGAGACACACACACCUGCUGUGGAUAUGCCGUUCUCUGUUGUGCUGGAUGGACACGCACCGUGGGGCUUUCGACUUAUUGGAGGACGGGACUUCAGCCAACCCCUCACCGUCGCUAAAAUAUCACCAGGAAGUAAAGCUUCCAGAGUCAACCUCUCUCCUGGAGACAUCAUCUUAGCGAUAGAUGGAGUUUCUGCAGAAAACAUGAUGCACUCUGAGGCUCAGAAUCUAAUCAAGGAUGCCACCUACCAGCUCACACUUACUGUAGAGAGACCAGAGACUAAGCUGUGGUCACCAAGUGUCACUGAACAAAACAAAAGCCAUCCAUUUAAAAUUAACCUAGAGGCAGAGAGACAAGAGUGCAGUCCAAUAGGAACAGGCCAUAAUCGAAAGGCUUCGCCAUUUGUGGCCGCAGCCAACAUCGAUGAAACACGUCAGGUGGUGAGCCCAACCUACAACUCCCCUAUUGGCCUUUACUCCUCAGGCAAUAUCCAGGACGCCUUACAAGGGCAACUCAAGGGCCUCAUCCAUGGCAAACCAGGAAGUCCUAGGAAACUUAACAAUAUAGAGGAGUCCGAAGUAUAUCGGAUGCUGCAAAGAGAUCAAGAUGAGGAUGAACCUCAUGAACCGCGACAGUCGGGAUCUUUUAAAGCAAUACAGAGCUUUAUUGACAGUGAGGGUACAUGUCCAUUAGUGAAAAGGAAAGUCCGCGCCCCUAUGACCAAGUCAUCUGCUCCUGCGGGGAACUUGCACAAGCUACCAAUGUGUGAUAAGUGUGGUAACGGCAUAAUUGGGACAGUUGUGAAGGUUCAGGAUAAGUUUCGUCAUCCGGACUGUUUUGUGUGCGCUGAAUGUGAAGAAAACCUAAAACAAAAAGGAUACUAUUUUAUAGAUGAUGAGCUAUACUGUGAAACCCAUGCUCAUGCCAGGGCAAAGCCUCCUGAGAGUCCAGACCUUUGACCUACUCGUUCUUUUAAUUACAUAAGGACACAUACUACAAGUCAGCUACUCAGUUUACGAACAUCUUGUUUUAACCACAGGCAUAACAUUUCCCCACAAUUCAAGCACAGUCAUUUCCACCAGAUACUAAGAGACACAUUUAUGGAUAGCGCAUUGUUGUGUCGUGUGUGCUGGGUUGCAGUUUUUUGCACUUACUUUAUAGGAGUAGGAUGUGUUGACUGAAAUAUGUGUGUAUGAAUAAAGGUUUUGUUUUUUGAAGAGUCAUA
Molecule: messenger RNA, 1417 nt
Organism: Carassius gibelio (silver crucian carp)
Lineage: Eukaryota; Metazoa; Chordata; Actinopteri; Cypriniformes; Cyprinidae
Product: PDZ and LIM domain protein 3
Exons: 7
Coding region: 81-1151 (356 amino acids)
Biological process (GO): actin cytoskeleton organization; heart development; muscle structure development
Cellular component (GO): stress fiber; filamentous actin; adherens junction
Molecular function (GO): muscle alpha-actinin binding; actin binding
Source: RefSeq, a predicted model, not a curated record